Molecule: messenger RNA, 564 nt
Organism: Metarhizium acridum CQMa 102
Lineage: Eukaryota; Fungi; Ascomycota; Sordariomycetes; Hypocreales; Clavicipitaceae
Source: RefSeq, a predicted model, not a curated record
AUGGAGAGCAAGAUCCUCACCAGGACAAACGCAAUUCACCCUCACCCCAUCCUUGGCAUGAUGCGCCGCCAUGGCCCUCGUCAUAUUCACGACGGCGCCCUUGCUCGUCGGAUACAACAAACUAGGCGUGCCGCCGCGCAGGCCCGCCACCGACCCGAGAUUGACAAUGCUCCCGCGGACGCCAGCCUCGGGCUCGUUCUCCCGCAUCGCAGGAACGGCAUACUUGGCCAUGAGCAUCAUGCUCGUGACGUUGACCUCGAGGCCCCGCGCCCACUGCGGGACAUCCACGUCGACCGCCGUGCCCGGGGGCCCCAGGACCCCGACGUUAUUCACCAGGAUGUCCACCCUCCUAAAGACACGCAGCGCCGCGUCCACGACCCGGGCGCACUCCUCGGCGGAGGAGACGUUCGCCUCGACCGCCAGGGCGGAAGCCCCCUCGUUCUCGGCGAGGACCAGCUCCGCCGUCCGCUGGGCGAGGGCUUCCUCGCGGUCGACGCAGACAAUCGUGGCCCCGUCCUCGGCCAGCAGGAGGGCGAUGGCGACCUUGCCUCUGAGGCUGCGUGA